CCCUCGGCGGCGGGCGCGUCGCGCUCCCGGCGUACUCGGAGCCCGGCAGGGACCCGGAGGCAGAGACGGGGCGGCCCUGGGUCCGAGUGCGGGAGCUGAGUCAGGCCCGGGGGCCAAAGUUUGGCGGCGACUCUGGGAGGCAGAGCGUGCGCCCCGGGGGGCUUCUAGCCCCCUUUUCGGGUCCUCGCCCGGGACCCGCUGGCAGCCAAGGGGACGGAAGCCGCGGCCCGGCCAACUCCGAGGCGGACGGCGCGACGGGAACUUGAGGCCCGAGAGAUAUGUGAAGGCCCAAAAUGACCCUCUUACCGGGAGACAAUUCCGACUAUGACUACAGCGCGCUGAGCUGCACCUCGGACGCCUCCUUCCACCCCAGCUUCUUCGCGCAGCGCCAGCCCCUCAAGGGCGUCUUCUACCGCCGGGCGCAGCGGCUGCGGCCGCAGGACCAGCCCCGCCAGGGCGGCCAGGCCGAGGACCGCAGGCGCCAGAUCAUCAUCAACGUGGGCGGCAGCAAGUACUCGCUGCCCUGGACCACGCUGGACGAGUUCCCGCUGACGCGGCUGGGCCAGCUCAAGGCCUGCACCAACUUCGACGACAUCCUCAACGUGUGCGAUGACUACGAUGUGACCUGCAACGAGUUCUUCUUCGACCGCAACCCGGGCGCCUUCGGCACCAUCCUGACCUUCCUGCGGGCCGGCAAGCUGCGGCUGCUGCGCGAGAUGUGCGCCCUGUCCUUCCAGGAGGAGCUGCUGUACUGGGGCAUCGCCGAGGACCACCUGGACGGCUGCUGCAAGCGCCGCUACCUGCAGAAGAUGGAGGAGUUCGCCGAGAUGGUGGAGCGGGAGGAGGAGGAGGACGCGCUGGACAGCGAGGGCCGCGACAGCGACCACCCCGCCGAGGGCGAGGGCCGCCUGGGCCGCUGCAUGCGUAGACUGCGCGACAUGGUGGAGCGGCCGCACUCGGGGCUGCCGGGCAAGGUGUUUGCCUGCCUGUCGGUGCUGUUCGUCACUGUCACCGCUGUGAACCUCUCGGUCAGCACCUUGCCCAGCCUGAGGGAGGAGGAGGAGCAGGGCCAGUGUUCCCAGAUGUGCCACAACGUCUUCAUCGUGGAGUCGGUGUGUGUGGGCUGGUUCUCGCUGGAGUUCCUCCUGCGGCUCAUCCAGGCGCCCAGCAAGUUCUCCUUCCUGCGGAGCCCGCUCACGCUGAUCGACCUGGUGGCCAUCCUGCCCUACUACAUCACCCUGCUGGUGGACGGCGCCGCCGCGGGCCGCCGCAAGCCCGGCGCGGGCAACAGCUACCUGGACAAGGUGGGGCUGGUGCUGCGCGUGCUGCGCGCGCUGCGCAUCCUGUACGUGAUGCGCCUGGCGCGCCACUCGCUGGGGCUGCAGACGCUGGGGCUCACGGCCCGCCGCUGCACCCGCGAGUUCGGGCUCCUGCUGCUCUUCCUCUGCGUGGCCAUCGCCCUCUUCGCGCCCCUCCUCUACGUCAUCGAGAACGAGAUGGCCGACAGCCCCGAGUUCACCAGUAUCCCCGCCUGCUACUGGUGGGCCGUCAUCACCAUGACCACUGUGGGCUACGGGGACAUGGUCCCCAGGAGCACCCCGGGCCAGGUGGUGGCGCUGAGCAGCAUCCUGAGCGGCAUCCUGCUCAUGGCCUUUCCCGUCACCUCCAUCUUCCACACCUUCUCCCGCUCCUACCUGGAGCUCAAGCAGGAGCAGGAGCGGGUGAUGUUCCGGAGGGCCCAGUUCCUCAUCAAAACCAAGUCGCAGCUGAGCAGCAUGUCCCAGGACAGUGACAUCUUGUUCGGAAGUGCCUCCUCGGACACCAGGGACAACUGAAGCCAGAGGACGCCCCUACCCUGCCAACCAUCUGCGGCUUGAAGCUGUUGCCGUCCGCUGCAGAAGCCUCCUCGGGGACGUGCCACUUCUGAGGCCAGCCUUGGCCUAGGCCCGACUGGAACCAUACCCCCGGAAGGACAUCCCAAACAAUAGGCCAGUCGCGCCUGGUCCAGAAGAGAAACAGCUGCACCCUGAGCCCAGCCCUGCCCCCUGGCUGCUGUUUCCUUCAACCAGGAGAUGGCUUGUUCUUCCUGCCAUGUAAAUAGUGUGCCCGGCAAAGACGUGCUUUCAGGGUCUGCUUGG
This is a messenger RNA of Nycticebus coucang (slow loris), 2138 nucleotides long. RefSeq names its product potassium voltage-gated channel modifier subfamily G member 1 (gene KCNG1). Gene Ontology annotation, cellular component: membrane; voltage-gated potassium channel complex. Gene Ontology annotation, molecular function: delayed rectifier potassium channel activity; protein binding. The record is from RefSeq and is a predicted model, not a curated record. The coding region runs from base 294 to 1835 and encodes 513 amino acids. Gene Ontology annotation, biological process: potassium ion transmembrane transport; protein homooligomerization; regulation of delayed rectifier potassium channel activity. Lineage: Eukaryota; Metazoa; Chordata; Mammalia; Primates; Lorisidae. The transcript is spliced from 3 exons.